This is a messenger RNA of Microplitis demolitor, 915 nucleotides long. Its product is annotated as putative ankyrin repeat protein RF_0381. Lineage: Eukaryota; Metazoa; Arthropoda; Insecta; Hymenoptera; Braconidae. Gene Ontology annotation, molecular function: protein binding. Bases 1 to 915 code for a protein of 304 amino acids. The record is from RefSeq and is a predicted model, not a curated record. The transcript has a single exon.
AUGUCGACAAAUAGUUUGAAAAGUCUAUUCACUUCUUCUAUUCGAACUGGCAAUAUUGGAAAGUUUCGAAAUAUAAUAAAUUCAAUAAAUAUAUCUGACCAAAUCACAUCAACUGGCUGGUAUACGGCAUUGAAAAGAGCUCUAAAGUACAAACAUUUCAAAAUAGCCAAAUUGCUUCUUGCGAACCACGCCAACGUUUUUAAAACUUCUGAUCCACGCUUAAAUCCGUUGCUUCAUUACACUAUAAAAAUUGGAAAUCUAUCAAUCGUCAAACUACUUUUGGAACGAGGUGCUGAUGUUAAUUCCGAAGAAUCAAAUGGUGUUACUGCACUUCACGUUGCUGUUUUACAUCAACAUUUGACAAUUGUUCAGUGUUUAUUGAGAGAAGGUGCGUUGGUCAAUUUGAAAUGUACUUUGCCUGACAAAGCUGGUUAUACAGCACUUCAUUUAGCUUGCGAAAUUCCCAAUGAUGACUUUGCCAGAGUAUUGUUGGAUAGUGGAGCCGAUGUCAAUUCAAAAUCAGUGGACGAUAUACAGCCAAUUCAUAUCGCUGUUUUAUGCGAAAAUAAAAAAAUUAUUCACUUGCUUUUGGGUCGUGGCGCAAAUAUUAACUCUCAUUACCAAGACUAUAAUAUACAAAGUAGAUAUUUUUAUCCACCGACACUAUUGAGUUUUGCUGUUCAGACUAAAAAUUUAAAUGUUGCAAAAAUAUUGAUAAAAUAUGGAGCUAGUAUCUAUGCUCAAGAUGACAAUGGGAAGACUCUAUUGAUGUAUGCAGUUGAAAAUAAUGACAUAGAAAUGGUGAAGCUUCUCUUGAGCAACGGAGCUGCUGUUAAUGAUUUUGACAAUGUGGGAAGAACGGUGCUCAAUUUACUGACUUGUAAUAAUACUUUAUGUAAAUAUAACUCUAUUUAA